Molecule: messenger RNA, 1257 nt
Organism: Acytostelium subglobosum LB1
Lineage: Eukaryota; Evosea; Eumycetozoa; Acytosteliales; Acytosteliaceae
Exons: 3
Coding region: 1-1257 (418 amino acids)
Biological process (GO): galactose metabolic process
Cellular component (GO): cytoplasm
Molecular function (GO): UDP-glucose:hexose-1-phosphate uridylyltransferase activity
Source: RefSeq, a predicted model, not a curated record
AUGAUUGAAAUUAGAGACAGCACACUUACAGAUGAGGUCAAUCAUCUGAACCAGAAGGAUAUACAGGAAAGGCAAGACAAAGUUUUGGCCACAUCUGGAUGGAGAGACUGCAUGACCUUUCUAUAUGACCUCUCCACAAGCUAUGGAUACAUCCAAGAGGAGAGGCUACUACUCAACAUCAUAUUACCAAAGUACACCAAACACAACUAUCAACCAAUGCAAUUCGAGGUCACAAUCAACUGUUCAAAGCCAGAGAUCAUUGCUGGUGUAACACCACAGACAUCAAACUACUUGAACUUUGAAGGACAAUGUGUCAUUUGCUUCGAGAAUGUUGGAUCGGCCAAGAGGAAGGGUCUGCGCGCAUUUGAGUUUGAGUGCAAUGGUAGACAGUUCUUCCGCCAGUUCCCACCAUAUCCUUACUUCAACUUCCACAACAUAAUUAUUGACAAGCAGCACAUACCACAAGUUCUCACACUGGACACGAUAAAGGAGCUGCUCGAGAUGUGUGAGCGCAUGCCCGGCUACAAGGUGGCGUCCAACUCGGAUCGCGAGGGCACAGGUGUCACCAACAUGUCGCAUCGUCACUACCAGGCAGGCGACCACCCCUACGCCGUGUUUGAGGCUCGCGUCAAGAAGACCUACGACCUGCUCGGAUGCCAGGUGAUGUGGCUGCACCACCCAUGCUGCUGUCUCAAAGUGGUGGGCAGCGACCGCGCACAGAUGGAGCUGGCCGUCAACUCGGUGUUCAAGGCCUGGCGCACGGGCGACUUCCCCGCACUGCAACAGCCACUCCAGACCUGCUCAUUCAUAUGCACGCUCAAUCCCGUGACGUCCAACUUUGAGUUCAUCCUGUUUGCGCGCAAUGCCCAACAGCCCAGGUUCCUGACCAGGGCCACGCUGCAGUGUAUCAAGAAGGAGUUUGUCGGAAUAUUCGAGCUGUGUGGCUAUGGUAUCCUGCCCGGCCGUCUAAAGGAGCAGCUCAAGCAGAUAGAGAAGGUGUUGGAGUCGCACGAGCAGCAGCCCAACUUCCAGCAGCAGUAUGAUGACUCGUUACUGCUGCCCACCGAUCUUCAGAUGUUCCACGAUUGGAUCAAGGAGUUCUACGUGCAAGUAAGGCGUGACAACCCGACCAUGUCGACCAAGAACGUCCUGGAGGAGACUCUCCAAACGACGUUCAUAGCCAUCCUCAAGGACAACAGUCCUGUCGAUGAGGAUGACGAGGCAACCAUUGAUCUCUGGAUGUCACAGUGUCAUUGA